CAUCACCAUGGCAGUGCAGAACAGAAACACUAGUUUUGCUUCCAACUUUAGUCUACCCCAAGACCAUGCCUCCUCCCUCCACUUCAACUUCAGUUAUGGUGAUUAUGACCUCCCUCUGGAUGAAGAUGAGGACAUGACCAAGACCCGGACCUUCUUUGCAGCCAAGAUCGUCAUUGGAGUGGCACUGGCAGGCAUCAUGCUAGUCUGUGGCAUUGGCAACUUUGUCUUCAUUGCUGCCCUUGCCCGCUACAAGAAGCUGCGCAACCUCACCAACCUGCUCAUUGCUAACCUGGCCAUCUCCGACUUCCUGGUGGCCAUUGUCUGUUGCCCCUUUGAGAUGGACUAUUAUGUGGUACGUCAGCUCUCCUGGGAACAUGGCCAUGUGCUGUGUGCUUCUGUCAACUACCUGCGUACUGUCUCCCUCUACGUCUCCACCAAUGCCCUGCUGGCCAUCGCUAUUGACAGAUAUCUUGCCAUCGUUCACCCCUUGAAACCACGAAUGAAUUAUCAAACCGCCUCCUUCCUGAUUGCUUUGGUCUGGUUGGUUUCCAUCCUCAUUGCCAUCCCAUCAGCCUACUUUGCAACCGAAACCGUCCUCUUUAUUGUCAAAAACCAGGAAAAGAUCUUCUGUGGCCAGAUCUGGCCAGUGGAUCAGCAGCUCUAUUAUAGGUCCUACUUUCUGUUUAUCUUUGGCCUCGAGUUCGUAGGGCCUGUGGUCACCAUGACCCUGUGCUAUGCCAGGAUCUCCCAGGAGCUCUGGUUCAAGGCAGUCCCUGGGUUCCAGACAGAGCAGAUCCGUAAGCGACUGCGCUGCCGCCGGAAGACAGUCCUGGUGCUCAUGUGCAUCCUUACAGCCUACGUGCUGUGCUGGGCACCCUUCUAUGGCUUCACCAUUGUGCGCGACUUCUUCCCCACUGUGUUUGUGAAAGAGAAGCACUACCUCACCGCCUUCUACGUCGUCGAGUGCAUCGCCAUGAGCAACAGCAUGAUUAACACUGUGUGCUUCGUGACGGUCAAGAACAACACCAUGAAGUACUUCAAGAAGAUGAUGCUACUCCACUGGCAACCCUCUCACCAUGGGAGCAAGUCCAGUGCUGAACUUGACUUCAAAACCAGUGGGGUGCCUGCCACUGAAGAGGUGGAUUGUAUCAGGCUGAAGUGACAUGGUAGCGUUACACAACUGAAAACCCAAAUCCAGUACUCAGAGCAUCAUCAAUCAAAUUCACAGCCUGAAUGGAAAAGAACAAUCAUAUUCAUGCCUCCUGUCUUUACAGAGCUAGAUGCUUCAAAGUCAUAACAAAUAAUGAGGCUGGACACAAACCACAACCCAGACAUUUACUGAUAUCUGCUGAUAUCAUUAGCCUGCUGAGUACACCAUCACAACCAUAAGAGCAGACACAAGUAGCAGCAACUGACAUGGACUGAAUAUCUACUGCGAGCAAGCCACACCAAUGAGAUUAGACAGAGACAACAGGAUUGUCCUACCUACUGU
Molecule: messenger RNA, 1492 nt
Organism: Marmota flaviventris (yellow-bellied marmot)
Lineage: Eukaryota; Metazoa; Chordata; Mammalia; Rodentia; Sciuridae
Gene: Prokr2
Product: prokineticin receptor 2
Biological process (GO): neuropeptide signaling pathway
Cellular component (GO): plasma membrane
Molecular function (GO): neuropeptide Y receptor activity
Source: RefSeq, a predicted model, not a curated record